Molecule: messenger RNA, 761 nt
Organism: Gossypium arboreum
Lineage: Eukaryota; Viridiplantae; Streptophyta; Magnoliopsida; Malvales; Malvaceae
Exons: 3
Coding region: 211-537 (108 amino acids)
Source: RefSeq, a predicted model, not a curated record
GACAUAUCAAAAAACAAUAGCCCCCUUUUAUUCAUUCGGCAGAAAUAAAGAAAGCAGCCCCUUCCCCUCAAUUUCUUUUCUCUGCUAGGUUUUCUACCUUCCCCCUUUGAACCGUCACCAAAUCAUCGUGAACCCACCGUGGCUUUCACCGUAAACGGUGGUCCAAAGCCUCAUGGAACCGGGUUUUUGGCACUUUUAAAGGGAGAUUCAAUGGUGAGGCCUCUCUAUACCGAAGAAAACAAAGGAGAAAGAACCCCCCACCUUCUCCUUGCGUCGAUUCCGAUGACGGGAAAGAAAAUGGUUCGUCAAUCUCGACUUCGAAAUCUCCUCUCAAACUCCGAUGUCCGCGAAGGAGAUGAGGAUUUCAGUCGUUAUUUCAUAAAGGUACGGAUGCUACUGGCAUGUGUAUGGGGUGCGGGCGUGGCGUACGAGGGCUGUGGUGUGGCUGCUGCAAGUUGGGGCAUACGGAGGCCUGGAGUGGCUAGGCUGCUAGUGAGGGCUACGGCGCAAGGGAACCCUUGCCCUAGGGUUUGCUGACAUUGGGCUCGUUUUAGAUAUUGGGUCUAUUGGGCCUGUACUUGGGUUUGGGAUAUUGUUUUUGUAAUUGGACAGUAAUGGACUGUGGGAUUUUAUUUAUUUAGUUAUUUGUUUUUGGUCUGUUUGAUUUGUAUUUGCACUGGCCCGGGCAGAUUUGGCCCAUUACAAAUGUAAGGGGUGAAGCUAUUAAGAUUAUGAAAGUAAAAAAUUUAAGUUACAAUGUA